Molecule: messenger RNA, 933 nt
Organism: Zophobas morio
Lineage: Eukaryota; Metazoa; Arthropoda; Insecta; Coleoptera; Tenebrionidae
Exons: 5
Coding region: 1-933 (310 amino acids)
Source: RefSeq, a predicted model, not a curated record
AUGAUGCAUGAAGGGGACGAGGAAGGGGAAUUUACCUGGAUAGGUAAAAGAGGAGAAUCGAUAAUAGACUACGUAAUAGUAAACGGAUUAGCAGAAGAAGAGGUAGAAACAUUCAAGAUAGGAGAAAGAGUGGACUCCGAUCACAUGCAACUAGAAAUAAAAGUGAGGGGCAUAAGUAGAGGGAGCGGAUGCUUAAGGAAUGAAGUAGGAAAAGAGAAGAAGAUAUGGUGGAAGAAGCAUUUUAUGAAAGUGUUGAAUGGAAAGGAAGAGCGAAUUGUAGUGCAAGAUAGUAAAACCGGGAUUGGUGGUAGAGAAAGGGAAGCGGAGAUUCGAGUAGAGGAAGCAGGAAAACAAGUAGGAAGACUGAAAAGGGGAAAAGCACCGGGGAGGAAUGGGUUGGUAAACGAAGUGUGGAUAUUUGGAACGGAUGGGAUGAUUGAAAGAUUGAGCGAGUUAAUGAAUGAUGUGUGGACGGGUAAAGGUUUUCCCAGGGAAUGGAGAGUAGGACAAAUAUGCCCAAUUCCAAAAAAAGGUAGUAAAGAAAAAGUAGAGAAUUAUCGGGGAAUAACUCUUAUAAAUACGGCAUAUAAACUGUACGCAAUGGCGUUAAAUGAAAGAAGAGGUAGAGGGGCUAUGGACAAUGUAUAUAUCCUGCAUCAUCUAAUAGAAAAAGAGUUGCUAAAGGAAGGAGGUCGGGUAUAUGCACUGUUUGUAGACCUAAAAGCCGCGUUUGAUACGGUGGACAGAGAGUGUUUGUGGGAAUGCAUGGAAAGAAGAGGACUGAGUGAAAAGUUAGUUGUAGCAGCAAGAGAGAUUUAUAGAGAGACAGUGACUAGUUUUAAUAUCAGAGUCACAGAAAUGGAACAUUUUGAAAUGGAAUUGAGGUUAAGUAACACAGAAACACUUGGCAGAAGCGGAGGGCGCGGUUCCUAG